GUGUAAUUACCCCAUCCUUCAUGGCAAUGGGAGCUUGAAAGAAGAGUAUAAAUUGGGGGAUUUUUUAAAUACAACAUGAAUUCAUGACAUAGCACUUGAUUAUGAAGUGACGACUGUCAAAUGGAUAAAAUGAACAUCUCACCUACCUUCGUUACGACCAUCCUCGCCGCAAGCCUUAGGGUGACAUUUGCAUCACCGACCCUCUUUAGCCGUCAAAAUGACUUGUGUGGCAAGCAAUGUUGGAUAGACGACGACUGUUCGGGGACUUGUCAAUGGUGUUCUCAACCAGCACAAUGGAAGUGGCAAUGCGUCGAUUUUGACCCACACCCUCCAACCACAAGUGCAUCAUAGGGCGCCAAAGCUCAAUCUCCCAUAGCUGAUAAAGAAGGGUGAUUCAUCUAGCUGGGGUGCACGGUUCGAAGCUGGGACCUAGCCAGAGUUCGGAUAGUAACGAGCGGCAGCUAAGCUUGCCAUAAUAUCGCCUUCUUUUUGGAAGGUCCUUUAACUAUAAUCCUCAAGACUUAAGUCUGAUGACAAUUGACCGUAAAUAUCAUGGAUCAAACAGCCACACUGCCACAAGAACAAGUUCUAGAUCCUGGCUUUCUUUUAAGA
Messenger RNA from Hypoxylon trugodes, 612 nucleotides. RefSeq lists its product as uncharacterized. Bases 121 to 351 code for a protein of 76 amino acids. The transcript is spliced from 3 exons. The record is from RefSeq and is a predicted model, not a curated record. NCBI's taxonomy places the organism in Eukaryota, Fungi, Ascomycota, Sordariomycetes, Xylariales, Hypoxylaceae.